This is a messenger RNA of Piliocolobus tephrosceles (Ugandan red Colobus), 5782 nucleotides long. It is a transcript of the gene FAM13B, whose product is annotated as family with sequence similarity 13 member B. The record is from RefSeq and is a predicted model, not a curated record. Gene Ontology annotation, biological process: signal transduction. Lineage: Eukaryota; Metazoa; Chordata; Mammalia; Primates; Cercopithecidae. The transcript has 25 exons. Bases 529 to 3441 code for a protein of 970 amino acids.
CGUCACGUCCGGCCCAGCCUCCGCCAGCCCGCAGCUCUCCUCCCGCUCGCCGUUAGGGAGGCUCUGCACCUCAGCCGUCGCCUCUGUCGCCACUCCGGCCCCCUCUUCCGCGUCUCCGCCACCACCACCGCCGGGGAUAUCCGGGGGUCGCUUACCGGGCUGGCCCCGCGCCACAGCCGUAGCUUUAACCUCCCGUCAGCGGCCGCCCCAGGAAGAGGCUUCCCGGCCGCGGAGCCACUUGGGGCCUCAGUUCUCGCCCUCUUGCGGUCCCCGCGGGUCCUGGAGAAGCGGCUGCGGCCAGGGAACGGGGCAUCGCGGUUCCAACGAUUAACUGCUGAAGUACUGAUCGAGUUCUGCAUUUCUUCAAUGAGGAACUACAGGCUGAUCUUCUGCCAUAAUCUCAAACAGCCAUAAAUGAUAAAAGAAUGCUUGCUCAGUGAGGGUAGCUGGUGCAGACGCCAUUUUUUAAACUUAGGUAUUUAAGUCCUGAAAGAAAAGACAGCUUUGAUUUCUGGCUGCAAAAAAGAUAUGAGGAAGAGCUCCUCCCCUUCCUUGAGUAACUGCAACUCCGUUCUUGCUAACAAAAUAUUUGGAAUUCCACUUGAUGAGCUGCAGCAGGGAGGACAUCCAGACAAUGAGGUUCCAUUCAUAGUCCGCCACGUUGUGGACUAUAUUGAGGAACAUGGAGGUCUGGAGCAACAAGGACUUUUUCAAGUCAAUGGAAAUGCUGAGACCGUGGAGUGGCUUCGGCAGAGAUACGACAGCGGAGAAGAGGUGGAUUUGGUUAAGGAAGCAGAUGUUCCCUCAGCUAUUAGCCUUCUUAGAUUUUUUCUUCAAGAACUUCCUGAACCUGUUAUCCCUGGCAGUUUACAUAUUCACUUGAUGCAGCUUUCUCAAGAUUAUAAUAAUGAAGAUGAAUUUGGAAGAAAGUUGAGGUUCCUCUUGCAACAGCUUCCACCUGUUAAUUAUAGUUUGUUAAAGUUUCUGUGUAGAUUUUUAGCCAAUGUAGCAUCACAUCAUGAAGAAAUUUGGUCUGCAAAUUCUUUGGCUGCUGUCUUUGGUCCAGAUGUCUUCCACAUUUACACAGAUGUGGAAGAUAUGAAAGAGCAAGAAAUAGUGAGCAGGAUAAUGUCUGGACUUCUGGAAAACUACUAUGAGUUUUUUGAGAAUGAAGAGGAAGAUUUUUCAUCUAAUGAUUUGAGUUCAAUUACUGAACAGACAGGUAGCAGCGUUCUCCACAAACUGGAGUCUGGAGAGCAGGCAUUUCACGAGGCCCUAGAGAAGGGAAUUAUAGCAGUCAAAGAAAGAAGACAUGUUAAUGAACUUUCUGAGGAAGAAGAGGAAGAUGAGAAGCUGGAACAUAUUGAAGAACUUCCAGAAGAGGGUGCAGAAAAAUCAAAUGACAUGCCAGAGAUGGUACAAUUAAGGAUGACUGAAAACAUCCUGGAAUCAAAUAGUGUUACGGCAUCAACAAGCACCCAUAUAUCUCCCAUCAGCAUCCUACCAGCGUCUACAGAUAUUUUAGAAAGAACAAUUAGAGCAGCUGUGGAACAGCACCUUUUUGAUCUGCAGAGCAGCAUAGAUCAUGAUCUUAAGAAUUUACAACAGCAAAGUGUGGUGUGUAAUAACGAAGCAGAAAGUAUUCAUUGUGAUGGGGAAGUAUCUAAUAACCAGGUUGGUAUUGCUGAUGGUAUUAUUAAUGCCAGUGAAAGUAACAGAGACUGUUCAGAACCUGUGGCUAGCACUAAUUUAGACAAUGAAGUUAUGCAGCAAGAUUGUGUAUUUGAGAAUGAAGAAAAUAACCAGUCUAUAGGUAUAUUGUUAGAGCCAUGCAGUGACCAUGGUGAUAGUGAAGAUGGCUGUCUUGAGAGGGAAGAAUGUUUGUUAUUUGACAGUGAUAAAUUGUCACACUUGAUUCUGGAUUCUAGUAGCAAGAUAUGUGAUUUGAAUGCCAACACUGAAUCAGAAGUACCAGGAGGUCAAAGUGUUGGUGUUCAAGGUGAAGCAGCAUGUGUUAAUAUUCCACAUUUAGAUCUGAAGAAUGUUUCUGAUGGUGAUAAAUGGGAAGCGUCAUGCCCUAUCACUUUUCCCCUCAUUGAUUUCAAAACAAUGCAUCUGCAGAGAGAUGGGGAGGAGCCAUUUCCUGCUUUUAAGUCUUGGCAGGAGGACUCUGAGUCUGGAGAAGCUCAGCUGUCCCCACAAGCUGGAAGAAUGAAUCAUCACCCCUUGGAAGAGGACUGUCCUCCAGUAUUAUCACACCGCAGUUUAGAUUUUGGGCAAAGCCAACGUUUCCUACAUGAUCCAGAAAAGUUGGAUUCCUCAUCUAAAGCACUGUCUUUUACUAGAAUUCGAAGAUCAUCCUUUAGUUCAAAAGAUGAAAAGAGAGAAGACAGAACACCUUAUCAGUUGGUCAAGAAACUUCAGAAGAAAAUCAGACAAUUUGAGGAACAGUUUGAAAGGGAAAGAAAUAGCAAGCCCUCCUACAGUGAUAUUGCUGCCAAUCCAAAGGUAUUAAAAUGGAUGACAGAGCUUACAAAACUGCGGAAGCAAAUUAAAGAUGCAAAACACAAAAAUUCUGAUGGAGAAUUUGUACCUCAGACACGUCCACGUAGUAACACUCUUCCAAAAAGCUUUGGCUCUUCUCUAGACCAUGAAGAUGAGGAGAAUGAAGAUGAACCCAAGGUCAUUCAGAAGGAGAAGAAACCAUCUAAAGAAGCAACCCUUGAACUUAUUCUUAAAAGACUGAAAGAAAAACGUAUUGAGAGGUGUCUUCCAGAAGAUAUCAAGAAAAUGACCAAGGAUCAUUUGGUAGAAGAGAAAGCUUCUCUUCAGAAAAGUCUUCUUUACUAUGAAAGUCAACAUGGAAGGCCGGUGACCAAGGAAGAAAGGCAUAUUGUUAAACCUCUCUAUGAUAGAUACAGGCUUGUAAAACAAAUGCUUACAAGAGCUAGCAUCACUCCUGUCCUUGGAUCUCCAUCCACAAAGAGAAGGGGUCAGAUGUUACAGCCAAUCAUAGAAGGAGAAACUGCACAUUUUUUUGAAGAAAUCAAGGAAGAAGAAGAAGAUGGUGUUAAUCUGUCCUCUGAGUUAAGUGAUAUCUUGAAAACUGCAGUACAGGUACAGUCUUCAUUAGAAAACUCUGAAUCUGAUGUUGAAGAAAAUCAAGAAAAACUGGCUCUGGAUCUCCGAUUGUCAAGUUCUCGAGCAGCUUCUAUGCCUGAAUUACUGGAACAACUUUGGAAAGCCAGAGCUGAAAAAAAGAAACUACGCAAAACGUUGCGGGAAUUUGAAGAAGCAUUUUAUCAACAAAAUGGAAGGAAUGCCCAGAAAGAGGAUCGUGUUCCAGUGCUUGAGGAGUACAGGGAGUACAAGAAAAUUAAAGCCAAGCUUAGGCUUCUUGAAGUUCUUAUAAGCAAGCAAGAUUCUUCAAAAUCCAUAUAAAAUACAUUCUUUGAAAAUUCAUAUCAUAAAGUCAGUUGUAUUCCUUGAAGCUGUCAUCAUGGGUACUUGGCUGGUACUUAAAUUCAUUUUGUCAGGCACUCAGAGAAUCUCAUUUUGUACUUGGUUGUGGUGCCAGUAAACAAAACAAAUGAUGGGAGAGUAAAUAGGCCCUCUCAAGGGAGUGUAAGUGAUGUUCCAUAUUAACCACAGACUGUCCUCUCCACCUUUAGCAAACAUGGUAUCCUUCAUUGUUUUGUACUACAAAUACAUCCUUUUAGCAAAAGACUAGAAUUUUAUUCUUUCAACUUCAAGAACUUUGGAAAUGCAACCUUUUUGUUAUUACCAACUUUUUGUUUCUCAUUACUGAAGAAAAUUGGAGGAAAAUCUUCACACUGAAUUCUUCUGUUGCCUUUUUCUUACUGAAUGACUGAAAAUUUGAAAGAAAAGCCUAUAAAAGUGCACAUAUGCAACUGUGUUCUCUGUUUUCCUAGAAAACCAAAAUCAAACUGAGAUUUCAAGUCCUACUGUGGAAUACCUUUCUGUUUAAUUCUCAAAAUGACACCUUCUCACAGGUAGUAUGUUAGUAAAAUUUUGCAAUUCAGUGGUCACACAGCUCCUGGAUGAAGAUAACAGUUGGUAGACCAAAAAGUGACCUUGCUUAGUAUAUUGAAAACACAUACCACACAUCACACACAGAACUGAAUCAUACCACAUGCUGCCUAUGGGACUUCAGUUACUGUUUCCUGAGUUACUGUUUAUCCGCUGGCAAUGGUGUGAUUUGUCUGGAUCAGAUCCACGCUGUUCCCCAACCCACCUCCAGAUAAUGUGAGAAAAUAGCCAUGUCAGUAUGUAGGAACUCUGAUGGUGCUCAGAUUUGUGUGUUCAAUCAAUGGGCCUAAAUCAGUAAUCAUUAUGCCUAAAGUAAAUCUGUUCUUAACAAGGGCUAUACCACUGCAUUUUCACAUGUACCUUCAGGGGGUUAUCUUUUUUUUUUCCCCUCCUGUUUUAAUGAGCAAAAUCCAUACCAAAACAGCAACAACAACGCCCUCUUAAGGAACCACCCUUUGGUCAGUCAUCACAUGCUGUUUAAAGCAGCUGUUUACAGGAUGUGUAGUGGUAUGCCCCUUGUCAUAAACUCUUAGCAUAUUUUUUUUUUCUUUGGCUUUGCAUGGCUUUUCUUAGGUACUCUCCUGGUAUCAAUACUGCUAAUCAUUGUUACCGAAUGGUGACUUCAUUGGUACUAACAGUACAACAGCAGAUUUGGGUCAGGCUUAAUCUAAGUGUUAACUUUUUUUUCCUGGUGCUUUUUUGGAUUGAUGACUGUCUCACUUUGACUAUAUCCAUGUUUUGCAUGCAAUUAACUUUUUUUUUCUGGUGUUUUUUUGGAUUGAUGACUGUCUCACUUUGACUAUACCCAUGUUUUGCAUGCAAUGACUCAUGCAUGGUUUUCUUAACUAGCUAAUAUUAACAAUUUGUUGCAUACAAAAAUGGAAUUUUGCAACAUCUUUUAAUAAGGUGAGGGAAGCAUGAACCUCAGACUUCUGGCACUAUUACAUAGUAAGCACAUGAAGUAGUUUGAUAAUAAAUAGCAGUUCUAGUACUUCACAUUUCACCUGUGUGUGCAAUGCCUUUUUUUUGGGGGGGGGGGAGGGUGAGGGAAAACCUAGUAGUGAAUGUGUAGUUGGGGAAUAAAGAAAAGCACUAAAUCCUGCCCUUUUUGUGUGGUUUCCUUUUGAUACAACUAGGUUAUUCAUAAUGUAUACCUAGAAAAGUGAAAUUGAAAAUGCCAAAAGAUGUAUCAUUUUUAUUUGAAUUCAUCAUGCAGUGUACAUUUCAGAUAAUUUCCUUCAGUCUCCAGAUAGGAGUGUAUCCAAACAUCUAAUUUUGUGUGCACUGUGUAUUUUAUAUGAAUGUUUUAUUUUAUAUACCACAUGCAAAAAUGUCCAUAUGCACUAUUUAAAUGUUUUAAAUAAUAUAUUCCUUCUUUAUAAUGCUAAAUCUAUAUGAGUACCAUAUUUUUAUAAGUCAGUGGCCUGACUGGUUUCAUUUUAGAAUUAACAGCUGCUUCAUGAUGUUAUUCAAUGUUAAUGUUUGGCUGUGAGUAGAAUAUGUAAAAGUGGCAUGGCAGCACUUAUGCUCUGUGACGGUAUUGUGUGUCAUAGUUGAGCAGUAGCUGGUAGAAUUAGGCAGUUGGUGAUAGUUUUACUUUGGUACAAAUAAAAACUGUAUAUCUAUAUACAAAUAAUAUAUAGAUAUAUAUAUGUCCACCAGUAUAAUUGCAUUGCUGUGUCUGGCACUUCAUUGUACAGACUUUUGUAAUAAAAGAACUCGAAAGUUCUAA